Messenger RNA from Fraxinus pennsylvanica, 375 nucleotides. The record is from the annotation of a GenBank genome assembly. NCBI's taxonomy places the organism in Eukaryota, Viridiplantae, Streptophyta, Magnoliopsida, Lamiales, Oleaceae.
AUGUCCAAAGCGGUGGUAGAGCCAGAGGAAGUUGACGAUGGAAAGGUCACUAUCCUCUUCGGAACUCAGACUGGUACCACAGAAGGCUUUGCCAAGAUAUGGAAGUGGCGAACCUACCGACUGUACAACAUGGUUCUAUUAAGUGAUUUGCAAAGGAAGAAGAGAGGGGAAGGGACUGGCUUAAGAAUCUUAAUUAUGGAGUAUUUAGCUUUGGAAACAGACAAUUUGAGCAUUCUAACAAGCAGCGUUCGGGGUGGAGGUGGUGUCGAUGGUGCUGUGUGGAUUUGUUGUGGCUGUGGUUGUGUGGCUGUGGGUGUGGCUGAUGGGUGGGUGGAUUUGGUGUGGGUGUGGUUGUGGGAAGCUGUGUGGUGGUGA